CAUUUCUGGGGACCUGUGGCAAACUGGGGAAUUCCAAUUGCUGCUAUCUCAGACUGGAAGAAGGACCCUGACCUGAUUUCGGGAAAGAUGACCCUGGCCCUUUGUCUGUAUUCUGGACUUUUUAUGCGAUUUGCUCUCGCAGUUCAGCCCAGAAAUUAUCUUUUGUUUGGUUGCCAUUUUACAAACGAAAUAGCUCAGCUUGUUCAAGGAUACCGCUACAUCAAUUAUCACAAGUAA
This is a messenger RNA of Phycomyces blakesleeanus NRRL 1555(-), 237 nucleotides long. RefSeq lists its product as hypothetical. The annotation marks the transcript as partial. The record is from RefSeq and is a predicted model, not a curated record. Gene Ontology annotation, cellular component: mitochondrial inner membrane. NCBI's taxonomy places the organism in Eukaryota, Fungi, Mucoromycota, Mucoromycetes, Mucorales, Phycomycetaceae. Gene Ontology annotation, biological process: pyruvate import into mitochondria. The transcript has 2 exons.